Molecule: messenger RNA, 7105 nt
Organism: Salvelinus sp. IW2-2015
Lineage: Eukaryota; Metazoa; Chordata; Actinopteri; Salmoniformes; Salmonidae
Product: inositol polyphosphate 5-phosphatase OCRL
Biological process (GO): signal transduction; phosphatidylinositol dephosphorylation
Cellular component (GO): membrane; cytoplasm
Molecular function (GO): inositol phosphate phosphatase activity; phosphatidylinositol-4,5-bisphosphate 5-phosphatase activity
Source: RefSeq, a predicted model, not a curated record
AGGACCAAGAGGCAGACUUUAGUUACUAUGCCCUCAGCCUCUGGAACAGCCUGCCAGAGAACCUGAGCUUUUAAACUGUGAAAUUGUGGCCAUUUUUUAAAAUAGAUCUUUAACACAUUUUUAUCUUUGUUUUUCAACAGGGUGCUCUUAGUCUUUUAGUCAUUCAGUUAUUUUAGAUAAUGAAUGUUUUGUAUAUAUGAUUUUAUUACAUUUCAGCUUUUUUUAAUAUAUUUUUUUUACCAUGGAUUAGUCUCUACAGUCCUUGUUCUCUGCUUUUACUGUUUGAACUUCCAUGGUUGUUAUAGAUAGAUUGCUUGUCUCGUGGCCUUUUUGUUUUUAUUCAUUUACCUGUGAAGUGCAUUGCGUUGCAUCCAUGUCUGAAAUGUGCUAUAUAAUUAAAGUUUGAUUUGUUAACCCACUAAGCCUAGUUAGCUAGCUAGGAAUAUUCUGUCCGUAGAAUUAUAAUACAAAAUAGAAUUGAAUAGGAUCUCUAUGGCUCUGUCCAGCUGUGCAUGCCUUGGAAUCGCAACAGCCUACAAACUCUUGCUUUUUGGUUCAGUUUCCAAAACAAUGUAACCAAAUAACCAGUUACUUGGUCCAUACAGUAUAUGGUCAUGAUGACUUACUGUUUGUAGGUUGUGCAACUGCACUAACGAGCUUAACAAUUUUUCUCUCUCAAUAAUACCACAUAAGCCUUAUACACGUCUUCCAUUGUUAUUAACGUAUAGCUCCAUUUUAAGUAUUUCACAACAACCUUGAAUAGACAACAGUCUGGAAUAGCUAGUGUGGUUAAAUAUUUGUUGACCAAAUCAUAGCAAAUAUUCUGGUCACUCAGCCUAUUUGUAGUUUCAUCUUCAAGUUCUAGCCUGCCCUAGUGUGUGUCCCAGCCCUCUCAUCAUUGCUGCUGGUUCCUUAAUAGUGAUGCUCAAACUGUAAGAGGACAGGAGGUAAGGCUUUCCGGUCAGAAGGAGCCCAGGCUACUGUCACUGAUUGAGUUCUCUGGGGAGUUUAUGUUAGGUGUUUUGGCUAACCCUGAUACUGUUGUGUCCUGUCCAGUACAUCAGUUGUCCAUACCCAUCAACAGUCAUUUUCAGAUUGUGCGAGAGGUCGAAGAAGCGCUGCUCAUUGACUUGCCAUCAAAAGCUUGCAUUAGGAUACGGGUCAGAGGGGAGAAAGCCCUGGAGCUGAUUCUGGAGCUCCAGGAUGAUGAGCGCAGCCAGUCCUUCUUCUCCCAGUUGAAGAGAGCCAAGCAGCAAGUCGAGUCCAAAAGCACGCAAAUCAAAGCGAUGGAUCCUAUCAUGCCGGCUCCCUGCAAAGUCUCUGCCCCAGUCCCACCCAUCCCUCCUCAGAGAGGGAUCCACAAAGCUGUCAACUCUCACACCAAGCCCACCGGCAUACCGCCACCGCCUCCCAACCUCAACAACAGCUCUUCAGCCAACCAGACCGGCACAGCUGACAGACAGGACCCAGCUCUUUCUCUGGCCAUAGACUUUGGCUUCGAGGACAACUUCAAUCAUUCCCUCAAAGUGGAGGAGAAGAAGAACCAGCAGAAUGGCAUCGGGCCCCCCCGGGAAGCUCCUCCAGUUCCCCCUCUGCCUCCCCGUAAAGGCUCCUACACUCCCUCCAAUCCUCUCCCACCCACGCCCAUCCCCCCUUCCAAAGACAGAGUUUCGUCCAUACAGGCUAAAGAUGCCGCCUUCAUCACGCCUGCCAAAACAGAUCUUAGUGUUGACCGGCCCACCUCGUGGAGUGACAGCCCCACCACCAACAGCAUGCGGAACGCCAUGUUCUCCACUCAGGCCAGCCAGAGAGAGUACCUCAUCAAACACCGCCUGGCCAAGAAGGAGGAGGAGUACGUAGACAUCAAGGACUUCAGAUUAUUUUCUGGAACAUGGAAUGUGAAUGGCCAGUCUCCAGACAGCAGUCUAGAGCCCUGGCUGUGUUGUUCGCUAGAACCCCCUGACGUCUACGCUCUGGGUUUCCAGGAGCUGGACCUGAGCACGGAGGCCUUCUUCUAUCUUGACUCCUCUAAGGAGCAGCUGUGGGUGGAGGCUGUGGAGAGAAGUCUCCACCCCAAAGCCAAGUACAAGAUGGUGCGUACCAUCCGACUAGUGGGCAUGAUGCUGGUGGUGUUUGUCAACAAGGUGCACAAGAAUCACAUUAAAGAGGUUGCGGCGGAGCACGUGGGAACUGGUAUCAUGGGAAAAAUGGGCAACAAGGGAGGUGUGGCGGUGCGCUUUGUGUUCCACAACACCAGCUUCUGCUUUGUCAACUCCCACCUGGCGGCCCACGUCGAGGACUUUGAGAGGAGGAACCAGGACUACAAAGACAUCUGUGCCCGCAUGAGCUUCCACAUGCUAGACCACCCUCCCCUCAAUAUCGUCAAACACGAUGUAGUGAUCUGGGUAGGAGAUCUGAACUACCGGUUGUUUGUGUACGAUGCAGCUGAGGUCAAACAGCUCAUCUCCCACAACCAACUGAGGAAACUGCAGGAGUAUGACCAGCUAAAUAUCCAGAGACAGAACAAGCGAGCUUUCACAGACUUCAUGGAGGGAGAGAUCAAUUUCAUGCCCACGUACAAGUAUGACGCCAAGACGGACCGCUGGGACUCUAGUGGGAAGUGUCGUGUCCCAGCGUGGUGCGAUCGGAUCCUGUGGAGGGGCAGUAAUGUGAAGCAGCUCCACUACAGGAGUCACAUGGAACUGAAGACCAGCGACCACAAGCCUGUCAGCUCCCUCUUCAGUGUCGGGGUGAAGGUGGUGAACGAGGCGCGCCACAAGAAAGUCUUUGAGGAGAUCGUGCGCAUGAUGGACAGGAUGGAGAACGAAUUCCUCCCGUCUCUGGCACUGACCCACAGAGAGUUCACCUUUAAGGACGUCAAGUUCCGCCAGCUGCAGCGGGAGAGUUUUGUGAUCUCUAACGACGGGCAGGUCGCCUGCCACUUUGUCUUCAUCCCCAAGCUCAACGACUUGCAGUACUGCAAGAACUGGCUCCGCGCUGAGCCCAGCGAAGGCUUCCUAGAGCCCAACGAAACUUUAGAGAUCUUCCUGGAUGUGUACGUGAGCAAGGACACGGUGACGCUGCUCAACUUGGGAGAGGACGCCAUCGAAGACAUCCUGGUGCUGCACCUGGACCGAGGCAAGGACUAUUUCAUCACCAUCUCAGGCAACUACCUGCCCAGCUGCUUCGGUACCUCGCUGGAGACCCUGUGCCACAUAAAGAAGCCCAUCCGGGAGGUCCCCAUCACCAAGCUCAUUGACCUGGGAGAGGACAGCUACAUGGAAAAGGAGAAGUCCAGGGGUAGCUUCCUGAUGGUGGACAGUGCCGGCACAGAGGACAAGCCCUUAAAGAUUCCCAAGGAGGUGUGGCUGCUGGUGAACCACCUCUUUACUAUGUCCUGCCAGCAGGAGGACCUGUUCCAGACACCGGGCCUGCAGGAGGAGCUGCAGAGUGUCAUCGACUGCCUGUGCACCAGCAUUCCUGACUCCAUCCCUGGUUGUAACCACUCGGUGGCCGAGGCCCUGUUGAUAUUUCUGGAAGCUUUGCCUGAGCCAGUGGUCUGUUACGAGCUCUACCAGCGCAGCCUGGACUGCUCCCAUGACAGCCGCCUCUGCAAACAGUUGAUCUCCCAGCUGCCCCGGGCUCACCGCAACGUGUUCCGCUACCUGAUGGCCUUCCUCAAGGAGCUGCUGAAAUAUGCCCACAACAACAACCUCACUGCCAACCUCAUAGCUACCCUCUUUGCCAGCUUGCUCAUCCGGCCCCCGCCCAACAUGGUGGGCCGACAGACAGCGCAGGACCGACAGAGAGCCAUCGACUUCAUUCUGGGCUUCCUCAUGGGAGGGGACGAGGAGUGAGGGGUCAGGGGUCAGGGAAUCAGACAGCCUGGACCUUUUGAUGACAGACUGAGGAAUGGGGUUUUGGUGGACACAAGGUGUAUGUAUGUGUGUAAGGGACCAUGGUGGAUUGUGUUGUGGGAGAACAAACAGUGCAAUUAUAUGGGACCCUCUCUUAUCAUACUCUUAUCAAUGCCCCAGCCCCCAGCCUUUGUAGUUCUGUGCUUCAGUCACUCACAACCAUCACCAUUAACCAAAUCCCAUAGUUUUCACCUUUGCUCAUUGUGUGGCUGCAGGACCAGGAGUUUAGGUGUUGGCAGCUUGGAGUGACCGUGAACAGUCAACUAACUGACGCUCCACUCUCCAGGCAACCCCUCCCCCAUGCCCCAUUCAACCCCCACUGAGGACUGUUCCGUGCCCCAUUCAACCCCCACUGAGGACUGUUCCGUGCCCCAUUCAACCCCCACUGAGGACUGUACCGUGCCCCAUUCAACCCCCACUGAGGACUGUUCCGUGCCCCAUUCAACCCCCACUGAGGACUGUUCCGUGCCAAAACGACUCCUUUUACCUGAUUUGAAUGUGAACUCUGAAUGGAAGUACAAUAUGUAUGUAUGAACCCACAGAUACUAAGAUAAUGAUGAUCCGUUAGUACGUUACACUAAAGAUACACAUAGAGGGUCGUGCAGAAGAUUUGGAUCGCAUUCUACCUGGUGGAUACACCUCAGAGUGAACGAUUCAACCCAUGGGUACGUAGUGAUAUUGGACGCAAGAGACUUCUGGUGAACACCGAGAGACUAAAUGAAUCCUUGCUUGUCCGAAAUACCGACCAAGGAAGUUUGACGUUCUUCUACAAGAUAAUGAUGACAAUCCGGAGCAGUCCUUUCUGGGAUCUGGGAGACAUAUUGGGAGAUGUGUUAGAACUGUCAGUGGGCUGUGGUUUAAACAAAUGUUAUUUAUGAUUUAUAUUUUUUCCUUACAUAACUUUGUACCAUCUUUUAGAGUUUAUUUCAACUUCAUACUUGUUUUAAGAGACCAGAUUUUGGAUAUUGUUUGACCGCCCAUGGUUGUUCAAGCCUACCUUUUGCUUCUGGCAUACUGAAACACGUGCUGUUCAAAAUCAGUGAAGGUGUGUUGGGGAUUGUGUGUAACUUUAAUCUUGAGUGUUAUCGUGAGUUAGGCUGAUUUCUCCAUUCAAGUACAUUACAACUCUGAACCCAAGUCACACUAACUUCACAGUAGAGUGAUCAGUCAUCCCUCCUGCUUGUACAGUAUAUGCUAUUCUACGGGCCAGUUUCUCAGACCCAGAUUCAUCUUAUUGGAGAGUAACAUUCUCGAUUGAGCAUGCUUUUUUUUAGUUCAAGAGUGGUUCAAUGUGGUUGUCUCACCCAGCUAUCUUAAGAUGAAUGCACUAAUUGUAAGUCGCUCUGGAUAAGAGUGUCUGCUACAUGACUAAAAUGAGUCGGCUUUUAAUCUGAGUCCGGGAAAAACCCUCCCUACAGUGUGCUACAGAACAUAACAAAGACAAACCCACUACGGCAUCGAUGUCUUAACUGUUGCAAACAGUCCCUCUCCUGUCCGCAUUGACCUCUUGUGUUUUUUUUUACUCUGCUGUCACCUCUUAAUAUGGUGGUGCAAACUGUGUGUUCAAUAUGUAUGUAUUGUUUGUUGGUCAUGCAGGUACCAUCGUUUAACUUUUCCUCAUGCUUGUUUAUAUUUUCUUUCCUCGCUUCAGCCUCGUUGUCUGCCUCGCUGUCUGCCUUCAUACUGGUUAGAGCCUCAUUGUAUUGGGCCUGUGUGCUCAGGCAAGGGCCUUUCUUGUCACAGUCGAUUCAGACAAUAUAAUGCCCUGUUUUACUGUCUGAGUUUCAUCUAAAGUAGCACCCUAUACCCUAUAUAAUGCACUACUUUUGACCAGAGAGCGCUGGUCAAAAGUAGUGCGCUAUAUAGGGAAAAGGGUGCCAUUCCGGACGCACCCUAAUACUUUUUUCAGUGGCAAAGCAUUUUUUACAGUGCAGGUUGAACAGGAUUUAGAUGUUCAUUACUCCCCGCUGAGACAAAACAGUUUUUUCCCUAAUGCUGUCGUGGAACGUGUUAUGGUUGUGAAACGAGGAACUCUAAUGCUGUGACAUUUCUACAGUGUUUCUUCCCUUUGUUUUCCACACUGUCGUCUAGUAACGUUAGUAAUAAGGUGUCAAAACAGCUCCUGGCUGGCCUGUUGUGUGGCACGGUUGGUCUAUGACACUUGUUUCCACUGGAAACGUUUCCCUUUUUUAUGUCUCCAGUCAACUAAUCUAGCCUGAAAAGCCUGUUACUUAGUCAACAGACAUGUACUGUAAUCUAGCCAAAAAAGCCUGUUACUUAGUCAACAGACAUGCACUGUAAGGACGAGCCUGGUUCCAUAUACUUUAUGUGCUGUAGCAAACCCCUCUAUGGUUGUCAUGCCACAUGUAAGGUGUGACAGCAUUGAAGAUUUGCCAACACCAAACACACUAUAGGUCCAGGCUACUAUAGGUCCAGGCUACUAUAGGUCCAGGCUACUAUAGGUCCAGGCUACUAUAGGUCCAGGCUACUAUAGGUCCAGGCUACUAUAGGUCUAGGCUACUACAGGUCCAGGCUACUACAGGUCCAGGCUACUACAGAAAAGGCAUUCAACGUUUUAAAGUGUUUUAAUAUUGCAUAAUCUCGUAGCUAACACAAUGACUGGCUGUUAAUCAAAGCACUUAACAGUUUGGUUGUCUCUGUCAGCUCUCACCCAGAGAGGAUUUUGAGUGGAGUAGGCCCAAGUCUUAUGUAACUUCCUGACUGCAAUCAUCCGUACAGUACAUUCUAAAAUGGGCCAGAUGCGCUUGUAGCGUUCUUCAGAGUUGUCAUAGACUUAAGCGCUUAGCUUUGCCAAACCAUGAUUGGCCCUGGAUGGAUUGGUACUACCUGUUGUCUCGGACUCUAACCGAGGAGGAACAGUGAAUCUCUGAGAUUGUCAUCUCAUUCACAACACAAAGCUUUUACAUCAGAGACAAGGUCAACCCCAGCUGCAGAGAUAUUGUCAGAAUUUAAUAUUCAAAUUGGGAGAUCAGCCCACACUCAUGUUGUCCUAGCUGUCCCUUCAUCUGUGGUCUGUCUGUGUUUUCAUGUGUUGUCUUUUCCUGCUCUGCUCCCCUUCAUACUGUGGCUUUUGUAAUGGUCUGUUUAGUAAUAAUGCUACAUGUGCACAGCUGUUUUUGGUAUUUUUUAUUUAUUUAACUGAAAUAAAAUAAUGUAUGAAAAAAACA